AUGCGUGGGAAGAAUCGUGUCAAGCCUCGGAAAAAGUCUCGAACUCCUCUCCAAGGAGAGAAGCCAAACGGGGAAUCUUUGGUAGCCAAUGAUCCUAUCUGGCCCCCAAGUAUCCCUAGACUGUUGUGCUCAAAUUUCUCUACUAUUCGCUUUGCCGAUACCGUGGAGCCGUCCCUCAUUGCAGAUGCCUUGUUGUUCUCCUCCAUGUUUUCCAAGGCAAUGUUCUUAGUAGAUCAGUGCAUCAUUCCUGAAACAGCUGGAAUGGCAGACGCUUGGUUCACGCCUAUGCUCUUCGAUGCAGCCUACUUGAAUGCUGUUUGUUUUACUAUCCAGACAUACCUUGAUGGUUACUUUGCACGGAGACGAAGUGCUGAAGCUCAGCGAAGAGAUUGCGUAUACUACGCGAAGACCAUCAGAAUUCUCCAAGAACGACUCGAACUCGACGCUUUGUCGGGUCACGCAUACACGGCGGGCAAUUACGAGUCGGCAAAUCAUCAUAUCAACGGGCUGUUAAAGCUAGUCAGCAUGAGGGGCGUCGGUACAUUCACCCACAAUACAAAGCUAUUGAUCGAAAUCAUACGCUGCGACUUGGGCAUGGCGAUCGACAGAGGCUCAAGACCUCUCUUAUUUGCCUCCAAUAGUAUCCCAUGGACUUUAAUGCUGACUUCCGACAUUAUGACUGUUCCUGGCGAAAAAUACUCUUGGCGGCAGAUACGUGGCGACCUGGGCCAUAUCCAGAAUAGGCUCGACCCCGAAUUGGCUACGGUGUGGGCCGCGAUGUCAGAGUUCUGUGCUCUUAUGAACGAAGCCGCGGAGAAUACAAGGUUUAAGAUAUCUGAGGAGGCCUUCCUGCACAGCAUGGGAUCCAUCAUGUAUCGUCUCCUCUAUCAACGCUUUGAAAUGGGCAGUCUCAACGAAACGGUCCGUCUGGGCCUGCUGGCAUUUUCGUCUCCCAUCUUUCUUCAUUGGAAUAGGGUUGAGUUGCCUGACCCUCAAUUUACUUCCGCCUACCGAGAAGCUCUAGCGGCACUUGGCCGAAUGGAAUCUAACGUUGAACCUCGAGAGCGUCUAUGGCUUUUGAUGAUUGGCGCCUUGUCAAUGUACCAUGAGCCAGAUCGCGUUGCAUGGUUCAGACCCUGGCUACGAAUGGACAUCAAUCUGUGCGGCGUGUUUAACUGGAGUGAUAUGCGGGAUUUACUAGGCUCUUUUCUAUGGGUUGGGUUGGUAUUUGACGCACUGGGUAAAGAGCUUUUCGAGUCAGUACUGUUGCAGUAG
This is a messenger RNA of Penicillium lagena, 1275 nucleotides long. RefSeq lists its product as uncharacterized. Bases 1 to 1275 code for a protein of 424 amino acids. Lineage: Eukaryota; Fungi; Ascomycota; Eurotiomycetes; Eurotiales; Aspergillaceae. The transcript has 4 exons. The record is from RefSeq and is a predicted model, not a curated record.